UAUCCAUGACGUCAUAUCUGUUGCGGAAAGUUCGUCACGUGCUAUGACUUACACUGGACGUCCGAUCGAAGUCCAAGGGCAUUUGUAUGAUUUAUGAAGUCAUAGGAGGUCAUAGGCGGCACAUGCAUACAAGAUUUGAGUCAUUCUCGGAACACAACACCAGAAUAUGGACAACAGGUCUUCGGUAGUUUUGAACCUGUCAGCAGUUUGCAUGACUCUGUUGCUUCUUCAUGGUCAAGUGAACGGAGACAUCCGAUCCACGAUCGCUGCCUUGAAUAGAAGGAUUGCGGAUCUACAGGUGUUGCACAAUGAGGACUUCGUACCUGGCCGGUCAUGGGCACGGCAGUUGGGACUAUACGCCAGCGAGGUUCGGCUGAACUUCCACGGCCCACCAGAGAUGUCCCUCCUGCGAGACGUCGGUCUGUACGACAACAACGCGUUCGCCACGCUGUGGAUCGUCACGUGUCUGCUGGAGAGUCACACCUACGGCACGGCACCUGCACCGGACCCCAACCGGCUGCAGCUGGCUGUGGACGCCAUCAACACCUUCCACUCCAAAAACCUGCCCGGUGAAGCGGCGAUGGACUUCUGGCCGCAGGUGUAUAACAAGACGUCAGGUGUGUGGGUGCAGUCACCUGAAAACCUGCUGCAGGUGAUACAGCUGAGUGAAAACGACUUUCCAUGGAACACCAUAAAGACCAUCCUUUUGGACCUCGGUCUGCAUGACUUGUGGAAUGACGUGGUGACAAUGCAAGAGUUGAUGAAGGAUGUGUCAAACGCGUACAGAAUUCCCCCCGACUUCGAUGACUCUUCCCUGAAUCUGGGUCUUGGUACCCAGUUGCUCCAACUCAAGGACAGUUUCCCUCUAGCCUAUCAGUCCUGGGCGUCCAACAACACGGACCUACAGUCCCUCCAAAACCACCUGAAGUCAUACGCCUACCGUCCACUGUCGAAAGACAACAAUGCUAACACAAUCGACCCGAGAACGUACUACUACAUGCGGCCGUUCUUAGAAAAGGCGGCAAAGACAGGAGACCAGAUCGCCUUGGUAACCACAUGGAUUCAAAAUCUCGCAGAAGCUCGCGAGAUGGCCAUGGCUGACAAGGGCGUCAUCAUGCCCUUCUUCCUGAACAACGUGGACGUGACCGUGGCCGCCAACACUCUGGCCGGCAUCACGGAAGCUCUGCUGGCCGGCAUGGUGAAACCUACGUGGUUUGACCAGGACCUACAGAGAAUCUAUCUGAACACCACCGCCAUGAUUGCUUGGGCCGUGACGUCAGAGACCAUCUUUACCCGUCCUGACCUGGUGAUGACGUACUACCCAUCUCUCUACAACUUCCUGUGGUACUCCUCCCGGACCCUCUUCCUCCUGCAGUCCAACCAAGACAAGCUACAAGACUACCCUGAUUGUGUCAAAGAUGUACAACAGCUUCUUACUACGACAUUCAGGUACCACGUCACACAUAGACUAAUGAGUAGUGCCCAGACAGACAAGGAAAAGGAAAGUUUCUUCGACGAUUUCUUAGGAGACGGGGACAAGGACAUCCUUGGAAAGCCAAAGAUCCACGGGGAAGACCGAAUCUUCAGCACAGGACAGGCGGUGAACACUCUACUGGCAACCUGGACAACAUUCAAUAGGACAUCGAAAAAACUUGUGUGGAUAAGGGAAACCCACGCAGACGUCAAGACUCUCGUGUCUCAAGCCGUGUCUUGGUUAGAGAAGAACACGCUGAGCGGCAGGUACAAGACGUACAACGCCUUCUUCUCUGGGUCUACCAAGGGAUUAUCCUCACUGCCUUUCCUGUAUCCGGCCAACUUUCUACAGUAUGUGAACGGUACGGCACUGCCGCCUACAACUAACCUCACUCGUGACGCUCUGUUCAUCGCAGGAGUCACGGGCGUCAUCGAUCCUGCUGAAUACCAGAAGAUGGUUGACCAGCCCCAUUUUGGAUACGCCACGCCUACUAAGUUUGAAGGGUUUAACGGCCCGGAAACUCUGUUCCCUUUCUGGUCCUCGGAACCGUACACCUACGCCACCGCCAUGUUGGCCUUAGCGCAGUACGACAAUAUAGCAUGACCCUUGGCCUCCGUGUUUUAUAACAUAAAAGGGAAAUGACAACUGUUCAAAAUCUAUUUCUACCUACACAAUCUGGGAGGCUUGACUUCUGUUUCGUAUGCAUUCCAUUCUGUUCCCAAAAGUUUAUCUCCCCCGAAAAAUUACGAAAACUACGGUGGUUGAAGAAACGGAAACUCGGUUGUUGUUUAAGGUAGAGGGAUAUCCUUCAUUUUCAUCUACGGCUUUUCUACUUCAGAAGACAGUCCAUAGGCUUAAGAAAGCCCCAAAUAAACUGGGGUGUGCUCCGUUUAAUAGGAAAGUGAUAUAAGUACUGAGAAAUCGUUCUUGGAUACACCCAUU
Molecule: messenger RNA, 2416 nt
Organism: Branchiostoma floridae (Florida lancelet)
Lineage: Eukaryota; Metazoa; Chordata; Leptocardii; Amphioxiformes; Branchiostomatidae
Exons: 11
Coding region: 167-2077 (636 amino acids)
Source: RefSeq, a predicted model, not a curated record